CCCCCGGACAAUAGGGGAUCAUGGGGCCCCUGUGUCCUUGCCCACACUCAAAAAAGCCUAUGAAAAAGGUACCAGGGGCAUCUCUGACCCGGGCCUUGGGCAGAGCCCGAGUUUCCAAAUGGUCAGUCCGCCCCUGGACACAACCCUUGUUGUAAAGCUGGAUUCACAAGACAUGCAACACACUUGUGUUGAGGUUAAUUGUGUUUUUUUAACGUGUUAUGCUGUAAUGCGUUGAAGCAUGCUGCACUUUUUUCAGAUGCAAACCCAUUG
This is a messenger RNA of Staurois parvus, 270 nucleotides long. The record is from the annotation of a GenBank genome assembly. NCBI's taxonomy places the organism in Eukaryota, Metazoa, Chordata, Amphibia, Anura, Ranidae.